Molecule: messenger RNA, 2761 nt
Organism: Poecilia latipinna (sailfin molly)
Lineage: Eukaryota; Metazoa; Chordata; Actinopteri; Cyprinodontiformes; Poeciliidae
Gene: cyp7b1
Product: cytochrome P450, family 7, subfamily B, polypeptide 1
Exons: 5
Coding region: 321-1877 (518 amino acids)
Biological process (GO): bile acid biosynthetic process; cholesterol homeostasis
Molecular function (GO): oxidoreductase activity, acting on paired donors, with incorporation or reduction of molecular oxygen; heme binding; iron ion binding
Source: RefSeq, a predicted model, not a curated record
GCACCAUGAGGUUGAGGUUCUGUAGAACCUCCAGACUGACUGGUUCAGAACCGGGUACAGCUCUUAUUGUGAAGGUCCCACUUUUAUUGUGAAGGGGAGCUCUAAUUGUGAAAUUUCUGCUCUUAUUGUGAAGGGACAACUCUAAUUGUGAAGGUCCCGCUCUUAUUGUGAAGGGACAACUCUAAUUGUGAAGGUCCCGCUCUUAUUGUGAAGGGACAACUCUAAUUGUGAAGGUCCCUGCCAGCGGCAGCUUCUGCCUCCCUCCGUCGGAUCAGAGUUCAGCGUCCCGCCCCGGACCGAAGCGGAACCGAAGCGGAGCCAUGUCCUUCCUGCUGCCGCUGCUGAUCAGCCUCCUGCUCGGUCUGCUGUUCUGGAUCCUCCGCGGCAGAACCAGGAAACCAGGCGAGCCGCCACUGGUGAAAGGCUGGAUCCCCUUCAUAGGGAAGGCACUGGACUUCGGGAAGGACGCUCACAAGUUUCUGGAGGAACAUAGGAGGAAGCAUGGGGACGUGUUCACGGUCCAGAUCGCAGGUAAAUUCAUGACCUUCAUCAUGGACCCCCUGCUGUACCCCAGUAUCAUCAAGCAGGGCCGGCAGCUGGACUUCCAUGAGUUCACCGAUAAGGUGGCUCCUCUAACCUUCGGCUACCCUCCCGUCCUCGGCACCACCUUCCCCGGCCUCUGGGAGCAGAUUAAGCGCUCCUUCCAGCUGCUGCAGGGGGACCACUUGGCACCUCUGACAGAGAGCAUGAUGGGUAACCUGAUGCUGGUGUUCCGUCAGGACCACCUGAAUGGGGCCGGCGACUGGAGGAGAGGCAGCCUGUACGAGUUCUGCUGCUCUGUCAUGUUUGAGGCCACCUUCCUGACUAUCUAUGGCAGACCAGUGACUGGCAUCCGCCACGGAGGGAUGGACCGUCUGAGGGAUGACUUCCACAAGUUUGACAACAUGUUCCCGUUCCUCAUUGCUCAGAUUCCCAUCUGGCUGCUGGGGCGGACCCUGGCCAUCCGCCAGAAGCUGAUCUCCUACUUCCUGCCACAGCACAUGUCCCAGUGGACCAACACUUCCCAGUUCAUCCGGAGAAGAGCGGAGCUGUUUGAGCAGCAGGACAAGCUGAAGGACGUCGAUAAAGCUGCUCAUCACUUUGCUAUCCUGUGGGCGUCAGUGGGCAACACGCUUCCUGCUACCUUCUGGGCCGCCUACUUCCUGGUGAGUCAGGUGGAGGCGUUGAAGGUGGUCCGCCAGGAGAUCGUUGACGUCCUGCGGGACAGUGGUGUGGACUUCAGCACCAGCAGCGACGUCAUGCUCAGCAAAGAGCAGCUGGACAAGCUUAUCUUUCUGGGUACGUUCCAAUUCACGUUCAGGUCAGUGGUGAAGCGGGUCGAUAACGGGCCAUCUCCAUCCUCAGAGAGUGCCAUCAGUGAGAGCCUCCGCCUGUCCUCGGCCUCCAUGAACAUCCGGGUGGCCCAGGAGGACUUCAGUCUGCGGCUGGACUCCAACCGAUCAGUGGGCGUCAGGAAGGGAGACGUCAUCGCCCUGUACCCUCAGAGUCUGCACCUGGACCCUGAGGUCUACGAGGACCCACAGACGUUCCGGUUCGACCGCUUUGUGCAGGACGGCAGAGAGAAGACGGACUUCUCCAAAGACGGACAGAAGCUGCGCUACUACCUGAUGCCGUUCGGCUCCGGAUCGUCCAUGUGUCCUGGACGAUACUUUGCCAUCAACGAGAUCAAGCAGUUUGUCUGUCUGCUGCUGCUGUACUUCGACCUGCAGCUGGAGGACGGGCAGAACCGACCCGGUCUGGACCCGAGCCGAGCCGGUCUGGGAAUCCUGCUGCCCUCCUCGGAUGUCCGGUUCCGGUACAGACUGCGGUCUGUGUGACCCAAAGCGGCGCUGAAGUCCAGAUGUCUUGUUCCCUCUGAAGGUUCUCAGGGUCUGGACUCAGUCCGGAGGUUUGGGUUCUGGUUGGGUCUGUGACCCGUCCAGAACCUCCAAGCUGGAAUGUGAUGGAUCCUGAUUCUUUCGUUCAGUGUAGACCUGUUAGGAGCACCAGAACCUGAACUCUACUCUUCCUUUAACCCAGUCAGAGUUGCACUGACGACGUCCUGAACCGUCUGUCCAUCCAUCUCCGGUCUCUCCCAGGUUGUCCUCCGUAAUCCCUCUCAGGAUCAGGUCAGGUUUGACAUUCCUGAAUUGUUCCCUGUCCAACAUGGCGUCCACAGUGGGUCCCUGUCUACAAGUUGCUACUACAGGUGUCCUCAUGUCCAGUCCUUCAUGGACGACCUGUCUCCAGUCCAACAUGCCUGGUCCACCUCCUCAGUGUCCAGCCCAGUUCGGUCCAGAGAUGACCUCAUUAUUGGACUCGGGUGCUGAAACAGAGACACGUCCAGAAGCUAUUGGACACGAGGACACCUCGGGGACACCGGGAGGACUGUGACGGCGCUGCAGCAGAGAUCCUACUGGUCAGAGGGAGCAACUGCUAACAGCGCCUCCUGCUGGUCAAGCUGCAGAACUGUCCCAGAUUAAAACUGGUUCUGAUCCGAUUUGUUCUGUAAUUUUAUCCACAGUAGGAAUUUAUUUUCUGUCUCAUGUUUUAUUAACCUUAAUCCUUAUUUUAAUUCAGUGUUCAAUAUUAAACUGUAUGUUCUAUGCUGUUGUUUUACCUUCAUGUUUUAUUAGGCUGUGGUUCUUAUUGAUUUGGGUCGGAACAGACCCAGACCUUCUUCACCUAACUGUUUCUUCCAAAUAAAAACUUUUAAAUAUUA